Messenger RNA from Amoebophrya sp. A120, 1621 nucleotides. The record is from the annotation of a GenBank genome assembly. NCBI's taxonomy places the organism in Eukaryota, Dinophyceae, Syndiniales, Amoebophryaceae.
GAUGUUAGUAAAAGACAAAAGCAAAAACCAGAAGACUCCGAAGGGCCAACCCGCAUGGUAUGGCGCGCGUAGGCCAAUAAAAUACUUAUAUUCCCGCAGUGUGAAAAAAGCCGUUCCACGAGGGCACCACGCCCGGGCACAUGCGCAAGGUCUGACCCCAAUCACGAUGCUACUACGAAUAAUUCUAGGCCUCAGCGCGUACCGUUCUGGAGAAUGUACUUCCCUGUGCUUCUCGUGCUUGUGCCUGAGGCUUCUCAAUCUGUUUUUACAUAAGUGACUACUUCACUUCCUUAUUUGGAUUUUUUUUUCAAUGCGCGCCCGCCUGAAGUUCAGUAUGCCAGACAAUCACGCUUUAGGAGACGCUUGCUUUAUUCCUCGCUUUCACUACAAUCGCCCUCUUAAAAUUGGUAAGUUUAAGCUGGACUGCAUAUUUAUUUCUUCUUGUCUUGGGUGUUUAUUAUUAUUUGCAAUCGUGCAGGUGUUGAAUCAUGUUUGCUAGAGGAUAAAAAUGACCGUUUUAAGUAGAUCUUCCAGCGGCUCCAGCUUCGACUAUGUCGCCUGUUCUUUCGAGGCGGGGAAAUCGGGUUUGGUCAAUGCGUAUGAGAUGUAAAAAUGCAUGUUUGUCAUGCUUGUCUGGCAUGACUCUUAAACCUGUCAUGCACGUUACCCAAGAGCUCCAUUUUUCUGUGAUGCAGAAACGCAGUUUGUCAUGCAGAAUAGGCAACACCUAUAAGCUCAGUAACUUGUCAUGCUGAGCCAGCACUUGUGGCCUCUUCAUGAUACGCCCCCCAGCAUCACAAGUUUCCAGACAUCCAGGGAUUUUUGCAUUUGAUAAUGCGGGGCUGCUCCUCCUGCUCGAUUACUCCCAGUAUCAAAUGUAAAAAUCCCUGGAUGUCUGGAAGGAUGCGAACUUGUCAUGCAUAUUUUCCAUGCCCCAUGAGGUCUGGAAUGCACGACCUAGCAUGACAGGUUUUGCGAAGUCUCUGUCAUGCCAAUCCUGCAUGAGAAACUCCCUCCAAAGAAACUUGGUCGAAAGUGGACAGCUUUUGGCACUGAUGCAACACAGAUUUCUGCAUGAUUCGGAUUUGGCAUGACAAGUUGCAAUCUUCGAGACCCAGACAUUUUUACAUUUGAUACCCAGAACCAGACGCCAAUAACGGCCCGCCGCGCCGGCGUUUUUUUCGGGGGCUGCUACCUCUACCAAGCGUUGCAGUGUCCAUUGGAAGCGCUGACGAACCGACGGUCUGCGUCCCACAACUUCUACGCCGGGGGGUUACUCGGAGCGGUGGGCGUGCAUUACAAUCAGCUGGGAGUGCCGUUCCUGACGCAGACCACGUAUCGGCAACUGCCACAGUGGGUGAAGCCGGUGCACGCGGGGUUCGUGGUGUACGGCGGCAUCGCCAUGGGGUUUGCCAUGCUCAUGGGAAAGCCGCUUUGAUCAUGUCGAAAUAGUAAAACAUAAACAGGUCUAGCCUGCGGUGGUGCCGAGUACUUAACCAAAAGCUCAAAGAACUGCUUUAUUUUCCAAAGAAACAAGGUGCUGUCUCGACAACUACAGCAUCGUCGUCGGACCUGCGAGGAGAUUAACACAUGAUCCGCAGAGAGAAAUAAUUUCCUUUCU